AUGGUUCAAGCAGAGUCUUCUACAAGCGCUUCUCGCAAUGCUGCAAAGGCAAAUACCAUAGGCGCUCCUGCCAACUAUGAGCUUCCCUGGGUCGAGAAAUACCGCCCCAUUUUCCUCGAUGACAUUGUUGGCAACACUGAAACAAUUGAACGGUUAAAAAUCAUUGCCAAAGAUGGUAAUAUGCCACACGUUAUUAUCUCUGGUAUGCCGGGUAUCGGAAAAACCACUUCAGUUCUCUGCCUGGCACGACAGAUGUUGGGAGAUUCAUACAAGGAAGCAGUGUUGGAGCUGAAUGCUAGUGAUGAAAGAGGUAUUGACGUGGUACGGAAUCGGAUCAAGGGUUUUGCCCAGAAGAAGGUUACCCUACCUCAAGGUCGCCAUAAGCUAGUCAUUCUUGAUGAGGCCGACAGUAUGACCGGCGGUGCUCAACAGGCUCUGCGACGUACUAUGGAAAUCUACUCAUCCACCACCCGAUUUGCGUUUGCUUGCAACCAGUCGAACAAAAUUAUCGAACCCCUCCAAUCCCGUUGUGCUAUCCUUCGUUAUUCCCGGUUGACGGACGCCCAAGUCGUGAAGCGAUUGAUGCAGAUCUGCGAGGCAGAGAAGGUGCAGCACUCCGAAGACGGUAUUGCUGCUUUGGUCUUCAGUGCCGAGGGUGAUAUGCGUCAAGCUAUCAACAACUUGCAGAGUACUUCGUCUGGUUUCGGGUUCGUCAAUGGAGACAAUGUCUUCCGAGUGGUUGAUAGCCCACACCCGGUCAAGGUCCAGGCCAUGAUCAAAGCUUGCUGGGAGGGCAAGGUGGAUGCGGCACUGGAGGUGUUGAAUGAGCUAUGGACACUGGGAUACUCCUCUCAUGAUAUCAUCAGUACUAUGUUCCGAGUUACCAAGACCAUUCCUACCUUGUCCGAGCACUCCAAGCUGGAGUUCAUUAAGGAGAUUGGUUUCACGCACAUGCGCAUCCUGGACGGUGUGCAAUCACUCCUCCAGCUAAGUGGAUGUGUGGCGAAGUUAUGCAGAAUUAACAUGAAGCCUGAGCUCUUCAAGCCCAAGGCUUGA
Penicillium soppii is the source of this 1056-nucleotide messenger RNA. RefSeq names its product replication factor C subunit 4. Gene Ontology annotation, molecular function: DNA binding; ATP hydrolysis activity; ATP binding. Gene Ontology annotation, biological process: DNA repair; DNA-templated DNA replication. Bases 1 to 1056 code for a protein of 351 amino acids. Gene Ontology annotation, cellular component: Ctf18 RFC-like complex; Rad17 RFC-like complex; nucleus. Lineage: Eukaryota; Fungi; Ascomycota; Eurotiomycetes; Eurotiales; Aspergillaceae. The record is from RefSeq and is a predicted model, not a curated record. The transcript is spliced from 5 exons.